CCCAUGGCCCAAAAUGAACCAGCGCUUAAUCCCUGGGAUGUAGCCUUUCUGUAUGUCUCCCCUCGGACGGAGGCAGCUGUUGCGGUUGAACCUCCACCAUGUUGAGCUACAGGAGCUUGUUAUGGAAAAGGAAAAGGACCAAAACUAAAACCAAAAACCAAAACAAAAACGUGCUUAGGUGCAAGAAUAAUGGUAUAAAGCAAACUCUCAUUUCAGACAAUUAUCAACCAGAAGAAGAAGAAGAAAACGAUGAAGGUUUCAGCCUCAAAACCUCUGCUACUUCACACUCUCAUGGGGUUCAACCACUGGGAAAUUUCUACCUCAACUCGUCUUCUGUCAACUCUAGAAACACAGGUUUGGGGAAUCUCCAAACCCUAACAGAUGAGCUUGUUAUUGAUAUUCUAGGGCUAUUAGGUGCUACCCAUUUGGGGGUUUUAGCGACUGUGAGCAAAUCUUUCUAUGUAUUCACUAACCAUGAACCCCUUUGGAGGAACCUUGUGUUGGAAAAUCUUAGUGGUGGGUUUAUCUUUAAUGGGUCGUGGAAGUUCGCUUACAUUGCUACUUGUUAUCCUUCUUUUGAUGCCAUGAAUAUCGGUUUAUCGCGUCUGAGAGUGAGGGACUUUUAUUCUGAUUAUCUCUUUCAGAGUUGGCUCUGUGCCAAUCUUGAAAUGAAACCCGAGUGGCUUGAAAGAGAUAACAUAAUUCGGAAGAAGGGCAUUUCGGUGGAAGAAUUUGUGUCUAAUUUUGAGGAACCGAAUAAGCCUGUGCUAUUAGAAGGGUGUUUAGAUAACUGGGCUGCUCUUCAAAAAUGGGAUAGAGACUAUUUGGUUAAGCUCUCUGGCGAUUUACAUUUUUCAGUAGGGCCUGUUGAGAUGAAGCUUGAGAACUACUUUAGGUACUCAGAUCAAGUGAGGGAAGAGAGGCCAUUGUAUUUAUUCGACCCGAAAUUUGCAGAAAAGGUUCCGAGAUUGGGUUCGGAGUAUGAAGUUCCAGUAUAUUUCCGGGAGGAUUUGUUUGGUCUGUUGGGCAAUGAGAGACCGGAUUACAGAUGGAUUAUAAUUGGACCUGCGGGUUCUGGUUCAUCAUUCCACAUUGAUCCUAAUUCAACAUCAGCAUGGAAUGCAAUGAUAAAAGGGUCCAAGAAAUGGGUUUUGUUUCCUCCUGACGUGACUCCACCAGGAGUGCAUCCCAGCCCGGAUGGUGCUGAGGUAGCAUGCCCUGUUUCAAUAAUUGAGUGGUUUAUGAAUUUUUAUGGUGCAACCAAAACUUGGAAAAGGAAACCCAUAGAGUGUGUUUGUAAAGCUGGGGAGGUGAUUUUUGUGCCUAAUGGAUGGUGGCAUUUGGUGAUCAACCUUGAGGAAUCAAUUGCCAUUACCCAGAAUUAUGUCAGCAGGAGCAACUUGUUAAAUGUGUUGGAUUUUCUUCAGAGGCCAAAUGCUAGUGAACUGGUUUCUGGGACAAAAGAUAGGGUGAAUUUGUAUGAGAAGUUUAAGAAUACUUUUGAGGCUUCCUUUCCCGGAACUAUUGAUCAGUUGAUUAGGAAAGCAGAGGAGAAAAUGGCUGAAGAGAAAAAGCCCUCCUUCUGGGAUACUGUGACCGAUUCAAAGGCAGGUGCUUUCAAGUUCUCACUCUAGGGUUAGUUCACCACAAUAGACCAAGCAACCAGACAAUUUUUGUAUCUUUUCAUAUGAGUGCCAUAUGUGCUUUAAGAAGGUCAACAAUUUCAACCAAUUUUGACAUUUUGAUUUUUUU
This is a messenger RNA of Humulus lupulus (European hop), 1752 nucleotides long. Its product is annotated as arginine-specific demethylase JMJ22. The transcript is spliced from 2 exons. NCBI's taxonomy places the organism in Eukaryota, Viridiplantae, Streptophyta, Magnoliopsida, Rosales, Cannabaceae. Gene Ontology annotation, molecular function: protein binding; cis-regulatory region sequence-specific DNA binding. The coding region runs from base 99 to 1634 and encodes 511 amino acids. Gene Ontology annotation, cellular component: nucleus. The record is from RefSeq and is a predicted model, not a curated record.